AUGCACAAAAAUUGGUUAGAGCGAGAUAAAGUGCCAUGUGAGCCAAGCUUGACUUUUCAUUACUUGACGACUUUUCUUUACUACCUCUCCAGGUCUGCUUUUUUGGGAUCAGUUUGUUACAGAGCAGGUGUACCUUAUUGGAACAUUUUGUCAGGCGGUGUGGAGGAUGGAGAAAACCCAGUCCCAUGGAAAGAUGUCUUUCAGUUUCCUGGCCCGUCAGCGCCGUUGUUACUUGAAGCUGGCACUCAGCAGGGUGAAGGACUUCCAAAAGAUUCAGCAAAGCCACCUGAUGAUACAGAUUUCUUGGAAGGUGCUUUUAUCAAGAGAAAUUCAGAUAAACAAAAAGCUACAAGAAAUAUGAAGAACAGCAAGAAAAAAGGCAAGGGCAAGGGUAGAAAGCAGUCACAUGCUUCAGAAAUAAAGAGUGAGCCAUCACCCACCAAACCUUCUUCCUCAUGCGCUGAUGCGGCCGGUGGUGAAGCCCUGGUGUCCUCGUCUAGCCAUGUUGCCGUUGGCAUACCACUGUUGGAGUUCAACACAUCCUCCAGCUCUCUGGUGACAGAACUACUUAUUUCUCCUGCUGUCAACAGUACAUCUAAUUCUACUAAUGAGAAGGAUCUAUCUUCUAGCAGCAAUGACGACUUCAAGAGUUUUGACAGCAUUACUUCAUAUUCCACUGCUGCUAGUUCAUCUGUCAAUGACUAUUAUACUGGUGGUAAUGCAUGGAACAACACCAUGUUGGGUGAUUAUGCUGGUAGCUUGUCGGAUGCGAGAAGUGAGCGGUCAUUGUCUGCAUCAGAAUGCAUAGCUUCACGAGGUUUUAUUAAUAAGACGCGUGGUGAAGGAAGCAAACCAAAUGAUCAUCGUCAAAGCCUCAGUUUAGCAAUCGGUCCUAGUGGUAGCCAAGAAGGCUCGCCUUGCAGAGAUUAUGCUAGUAAUGGUGAUGAUUUUCAGAAAGUAAUCUCCAGGAAAGAAGCACAGAAAAUCAAAAAGAUGCAACGUUUGGAAAAUCCGACCAUGACUGCUUCAAGACCUAUUAUAACGCGUGCACUUGUGCCAACAGCUCCACGCCCUGAGGUUAUUACAGUAGGACAUUACAUACAAGAUGAUUGCAUCAAUGGCAGAAAACCAAACCACAAAAUAAAGGGAAAAAACCAGAAGGGGCCUAGUUUGAGCAACGCGUCAAAAGCUCGUUACACUGAUGGAGAGAAUGUUCCUGGUAGCAGCAGAAUGCUUCUUAUAACAGUUGCUGGCAGGCAGGGGGCACUGAGUUCAACUUCUCGUCAUCAUGUCACCCGCCUAGAGGAUAUCGAGGAAACUAGUUCUCCAGGAUGUCUUCCCAUGGAAGGAGAGCUGAAAGCUCCUGUUGGCGGUGACACCGAACGCACAGAUUCUACAGCACCAUCUUCUGAUAAAACUUCGUCACUAGGUAAUCUGGCUAAUUCUUCAUGUGUUGAUAGGGAAGAACAGGAAAAAAGUAUGGCUCCAGUUGCAGUCGGUGGUGACACCGAAGGCACAGAUUCUACAGCAACAUCUUCUGAUAAUACCUCGUCACAGCUGGGUCAUCUGGCUAAUUCUUCAUGUGUUGAUAGGGAAGAAGAGAAAAAGAUAUGGCUCCAGUUGGUGGUGACACCAAAGACACAGAUUAUACAGCACCGUCGUCUUCUGAUAAUCAUCUGGCUAAUUCUUCAUCAUGUGUUGAUAGGGAACAACAGAAGAAAGCUAUGGCUCCAGUCGGUGGUGACAGUGACACCAAAGACACAGAUUCCAUAG
Messenger RNA from Miscanthus lutarioriparius, 1773 nucleotides. Lineage: Eukaryota; Viridiplantae; Streptophyta; Magnoliopsida; Poales; Poaceae. The record is from the annotation of a GenBank genome assembly.